UCUUCUUCCAUAUUCUCUCUUCUCCAUUUCCCUCCAAGUACCCUUGCCUAGCUUCAUCAGAAAACAAAAGCACCCAUGAUCAUCGACCAAGACGCAGACAAAUGCCCAUGCAUUACGAAAGCCAUCAAUCCUACAACCAUUUAGCCGAGGAGCUUACGCGCGCACAGACAGGCAGAGAGAAAUGCAACGGCAGAGCGGCGCGGCAGGGACGAGCAGCAGCCGGGCGCGGCGGGUGGCGCACCGCACGAGGGACAGCUGCGCGGCCGUGUUCGCCAACACGCUCUGCUCCGUCAUCCUCGGCGUCCUCCUCGUGGCCGGCGUUGCCCUCUUCGUGGUCUGGCUGAGCCUCCGCCCGCACCGGCCCCGCUUCAGCCUGGCGUCCUUCUCCAUCACGGGGGGGCAGGUCGCGUUCAACGUCUCGGACCGCAACCCGAACCGGCACAUCGGCGUCUACUACGACGCCACGCGGGCCGAGGUCCGCUUCUACGACACGCUCGUGGCGGCCGGGCCGGCAUUCGCGGAUGGCUGGUACCAGCCCAACAUGAGCACGGUGUCCAUCACGGGCCUCCUGGACGUGGUCGGGCCCGGGACGCGCGACCCUUCGUGGCCGUCCUUCAACGCGGCGCUGCACGCCGGCCGCCUCCCGCUGCGCCUGCAGCUCAGCACGGCCAUCCGGUUCCGGGUCAACGUCUUCCACUCCGGCCGGCAGAGGAUGCACGUCAACUGCGAGCUCGUCGUCGGCGCCGACGGGAAUCUGCUGCCUGAGUCUGUCGGGGUACCAUGCGACAGAUACUUCUGAUUUGAUUCUAGUUGUAGCAAUGCUACUGACAUUUCUGGCAUGAUGUUAAUACGUAUUGAUCUGUUGCUUGAGA
Brachypodium distachyon (stiff brome) is the source of this 872-nucleotide messenger RNA. RefSeq names its product NDR1/HIN1-like protein 12. Bases 182 to 799 code for a protein of 205 amino acids. Gene Ontology annotation, biological process: defense response to other organism. The record is from RefSeq and is a predicted model, not a curated record. NCBI's taxonomy places the organism in Eukaryota, Viridiplantae, Streptophyta, Magnoliopsida, Poales, Poaceae. The transcript has a single exon.